Molecule: messenger RNA, 1811 nt
Organism: Ziziphus jujuba (common jujube)
Lineage: Eukaryota; Viridiplantae; Streptophyta; Magnoliopsida; Rosales; Rhamnaceae
Product: protein DETOXIFICATION 12-like
Exons: 7
Coding region: 130-1575 (481 amino acids)
Biological process (GO): xenobiotic detoxification by transmembrane export across the plasma membrane
Cellular component (GO): membrane
Molecular function (GO): xenobiotic transmembrane transporter activity; antiporter activity
Source: RefSeq, a predicted model, not a curated record
CAAAGUAAAAGUACCCCAGCGAGUAUAUCAUAACUUUCAGACAACAUAUUAAUGUGGGUAUGAAACAUAUGUUCCUUUAAGAGUUAAAAGUUUUAAUUUGCAUUUGUGAAUAAAAAACUUGAGAGCUUCAUGGAAGACGCAGAGAAAAUAAUAACAACCAUGGAAGAGAGAUUGCUACUGAGCAAAGAGAUCGAGGAAGAAGAAAAAAGAGGAAAGUUACUGUGUUGGGAAAGUUUCUUUGAAGAAGUGAAGAAGGUUGGAACUAUAGCAGGGCCUUUGGUGGCAGUGGUAUUAUCACAGUAUCUGUUGCAGGUUAUUUCAACGAUGAUGGUUGGUCAUCUUGGAAAGCUCUCUCUCUCUAGCACUUCCAUUGCUAUAUCUCUUGCCGCUGUUACUGGUUUCAGUGUUCUUCAAGGAAUGGCUAGUGCGUUGGAAACACUAUGUGGACAAGCUUAUGGAGCAGAGGAAUAUCAGAAACUUGGACUUCAAACCUAUACUGCUAUAUUUUCAUUAUUCUUGGUCUGUUUUCCCGUAUCUUUGUUAUGGAUUUUCAUGGGAAAAUUGCUGAUUUUGAUAGGCCAAGACCCUCUAAUUUCUCAAGAAGCUGGAAAAUUCAUAAUCUGGCUUAUUCCAGCCCUAUUUGCUUAUUCAGUUCUUCAACCAUUGGUUAGAUAUUUUCAGACACAGAGUUUGAUAAAACCUAUGGUCAUAAGCUCCUGUGCAACACUCUUUUUCCAUAUUCCUCUUUGUUGGGUUUUGGUUUUCAAGUCUGGAUUUGGUAGCCAUGGAGGUGCAUUGGCAAUUGGUAUUUCAAAUUGGUUGAAUGUGAGUUUGCUUGGAUUGUACAUGAAGUUUUCUUCUUCCUGUGAAAAAACAAGGAUUCCAAUUUCUAAAGAAUUGUUGCAUUUCCAAGCCAUUAAGGAGUUUCUACAACUUGCCAUUCCUUCUGCAUUAAUGUUAUGCCUUGAAUGGUGGUCAUAUGAGCUGAUUAUUCUAAUGUCUGGCCUUUUACCAAAUCCGGAGCUUGAAACCUCUGUUCUGUCUGUAUGUCUCAAUACCAUUGCAACACUCUACACAAUUCCAUUUGGGUUUGCUGCUGCAGCAAGCACAAGAGUUUCGAACGAAUUAGGAUCUGGGAACCCCAAAGGUGCUCAAACCGCUACCCGUGCGGCAAUAUUUCUUGCAGUGGCAGAAACAAGUAUAGUGAGCACAAUUUUGCUUCUCGCACGGCGAAUUUUCGGUUACACAUUUAGCAAUGAGAAAGAAGUUGUAGAUUAUGUGACAACAAUGGCUCCUCUGGUUUGUGUGUCUGUAAUUUUGGACAGCUUACAAGGAGUCCUUUCAGGUGUGGCUAGAGGAUGUGGAUGGCAGGAAAUAGGGGCUUAUAUUAAUCUAGGGUCAUUUUAUCUUUGUGGAAUUCCAGUUGCUGCCAUUUUGGGUUUCUGGGUUAAGCUUAGAGGAAAAGGCCUUUGGAUUGGAAUACAACUUGGUGCUUUUUCGCAAACGGUUCUCCUCUAUCUUGUAACCUACUUCACCGAUUGGGAAAAACAGGCAAUUAAGGCAACAGAGAGAUAGUAUAUGGGAAUAUCAAUUGUCAUCGAUCAAGCAUAUAAAUUCAAGUGUGUGAAAAACUAAAACAAGGAUCUUGUCUUGAAUUUCAAGUUUGGAUUAAAUCACUUUAUAUAUAUAUAUAUAUAUAUAUAAUGUGUAUUGUUUCGUUAGGAACAUCGAAUAGCAAAGUUUUAUGAGCAUGUGGUAUCUAAUUGCAUCGUACACUUAUAAUAAAUAGAAUGUAUAAUUAGUUGAAGUAA